AGAUAUUAUUGCAUUGCAGUCGGAGUGCCUGCUAAAGCAAAGGUUUCUCGAUUGAAUCGCUGCUGGAAAUUCGCUCCGCGCAGCGCUUCCAGCCCGCCUCGAAAGCGCGCGCGCCGGCAUCAUGAUGCCGCGCCGCACCCUCAUCCUCCUCGCCCUGCUCGGCGUCGCGGCGGCGUCGUGGCGCAAUGCCGCGAAGCUCGCCUGCGCCGGCGCGUUCCUAUCAGCAGUACUCAAUGGCGUCGUCGACCGCAUCCACGGCAUCGUCGACUACUCCUGGAACUCGCCGCCGCCGCCGGAGAGCUGGAAUCGGACGCUCGCGCCGGAAGAGCUGGAGGCCAUGAACUCCGCCAUGCGCAACCUGUCGGCUGCCCAGGCCCAGGGCUACGACGCGUUCGUAGCGAACUACAACUUCACGAAGAAGACAGUCGAGCUGGCCCUGCGCGGGCAAUUGCCGACGGAGCAAGAAGACUGCUCGAACCCCGACGUGCCGCUGCAGGCGCCGACGACGGCGCCUGACGUCGUGCCGAUGCAGGCGCCGACGACGGCGCCGACGAGGACGCCCACGGGCGCUCCCGCGCGGCGGCGGCACCGGAGACGACCGCUCGCGCCCGCGUCUCUACCUCUCGAAUCGCAUCAGUGACUCGUUUGACUCGUUAUGUGCGCACAGGUUCACGCGGGUGAACCGGCGCAAGCCGGCACAUAAUUGGCCUGCUUGUCGCGGCACCGAGCUCUGCGCCGACAAAGGCCUGAUCGAGGCGCACCUCCUCGUCCUGGGCACCUUCGAUGAUCUGGAACAAGCAAAGGCGGAGCUUUUGACGAUGGUUUCUACUAUAUUUGGACCCGAUACCUGGGACGCGCGCCGUCAGGCGCAGAUCGUGGAACUUUUCCGUCUGUACUCUAAUGGGAACGUCGCGCUCGGUCCUUUAGUAGAUAAGGUACUCGAGGCGCGCGGCGAGCUGGGCGCCUUUGAUCCGGGAGGUAUACUGGAAAAUAUAGGAGAAGCUCUCUUCCAAGCCGGCCUCGUGGCAAUCGAGGACGGCGUUCUCGUCGAUGGUCCGCGGCUCGUACGAGCACGCGAUGCUUUAGUGGAGAAGCGGGGCUACAGCCCCGACUCGAACGCGGUCCGGUCGUUAACUGUCGAGACCACGCUCGUCGUGUGGUUUAAUUUGGUGCUUUCGGAUCUGGAACUGCAGAAGGCAGUGCCGCUGCUCGCAAGCGCCAGCGCCUAUAUUCUCAGAACCUUCUUCGCGGUUUCUACUGUUCUUCACUCGUCUACCUUCAGCUAUCAUAACUCACUGUUGUUCCACGCAGGUCUAUCCCCAUUGCUUCUGGGGCGCAUACUCGAUGGUCGCCGUGCAGAAGUUCCCGGGCCUGCUGAACGACUUCUGGAAGGCUGGCGCCGGAGAAUCGCUCACGUUGGUGGCUUCGGGCGACAAGUCCGCCUACAAGCUCAUGGUCAAGGCCUGCGCCGACGCCUACCCCUACGUGAUCGUUCGUGGCGCGCUGUGUCGAAUUAAAAGGUCGUCUUCUAUGAGACACGCCGCGUUGAUGGCUGCGUCGCGACGACGGCAGCGUUGCGUCGAUGGCGCCGCGUCGAUGGCGCCACGUCGCGUCGAUGGCGUCAUGUCGAUGGCGUCGCGUUGAUGGCCGCAUCGACUGUGUCGCGUCCAUGGCGUCGCUUCGCGUCGAUGGCGUCGUGGCUUCGAGAGCGUGGCGCUGGACAUGGCCUCGACGUAGCCCAACGAGAGUCGAGCUGCUCGCGCCGACGCUGCGACUCGUCGAUUUCCACACAGGUCGCCUGGAGAAGUCCUUGCUCAAGGACCUCCACGACGAGAAGAAGAUGCAGAAGAAGCUCUACGACGCGAUCAAGGGGUCCGACGAGCAGUGGACGUUGGUCUUCGCAGUGAAGGACGUGGUCGUGAAAAACGGUGCGGAUCCUGGGAUUCGCGCCAUCUACUACGUUGAACUACCCGCGGACGAGACGUUUUCGACGGUGGGCCUGCAGAAGAUCGACAACGUGCCUGCUCUCACGACGCCUUUUGCGUAUUUGACGGUCGCCGUAGCUCAGGCCGGACGGGCGCAAGCGGGCGGCUCUAUCGUCGUCGUGUUCAACGAGAAGUUCGCGCCGCGGAAGGCGCCUCGCACUACCCAAGGCUUGCCGUUCGGCUACAACGACAAGGAGCAAUACCUGAGGGCGUGCCUCGAACAGGGGCGCGUCCUUUAGCGUGUGACCGCGACGUUUCCAUCAAAAUGAAUCAGGGCCACGAAUAGCGGCUCGCAGCCGCUCGCGUGGAAUAGCAGAAGUAUUAAUCGUUCUGAAUUGUA
Molecule: messenger RNA, 2325 nt
Organism: Pelagomonas calceolata
Lineage: Eukaryota; Pelagophyceae; Pelagomonadales; Pelagomonadaceae
Source: the annotation of a GenBank genome assembly